AUGUCCAUUCACGAACUGUCUUCAUUGGUUAAGAUUGAACCGAACCGUGAAGAGGAAAUCAAUGCCAGCCUUCAAGAAAUGGAUUUUGUUAACGAGACAUCCGCCUCAAUAAAGAGGGAAGAUACAAGUGCCGUUCAUUCGGACACCGGGACCGAAUUGAAGGACCAACCAUCCGAGAAGAAUUCAGAGAUCGCGCUUUUGAAAUGUGGUCAGUGUGACUAUUCAGCAAACGGUACCUCAAAGUUCAGACGACAUCUUUUAGCGCAUAAGCUGUCGAAGGACCUCAAGUGUUAUCAGUGUAAUUACACGACAAAUAGGAAGGAUAAUUUAAAGCAACACAUUGUAAGGCAUCAUCUUUUAACCCACAAACUUUUAAAAGAUAUCAAGUGCGAUCAGUGUAAUUAUGCGACAAACAAUAAGUCACAUUUAAAGCUGCAUCUGUUGAGAAGACACCACCUUUCGAAAGACUUCAAAUGUGAUCAGUGUAAUUUUGCAACAAUUGACAAGUCACAUUUAAAACAGCAUUCUUUAAGACACAACCUACCCAAAGAGCUACAAUGUGAUCAGUGUAAUUAUGUGACCAAUAUUAAGUUACACUUGCAGCAACAUCUUUUAACACACAAGCUUUUGAAAGACUUCAAUUGUGACCAAUGUUAUUACGCAACCAAUCACAAGUCACAUUUAAGAGAACAUCUCUUAACGCACCAAACUUCCAAAAACUUUAAGUGCGAACAGUGCAAUUAUGCCACGAACAAAAGGUCACAUUUGAAGCGACACCUUGUGAUGCACAGCGGUGCCCGAGAUUUCGUUUGUUAUCAGUGUCACUAUGCCACAAACGACAAGGGUUGUUUAAAGGCACAUAUUUUAACGCACGGCACUUUCAAAGCCUUAAAAUGUGACCGGUGCAAUUAUGCGACAAAUAGAAAGUGGAGUUUAAGGCACCACAUUUUAAAACAUAGGUCUGAAUUGUGA
Molecule: messenger RNA, 972 nt
Organism: Photinus pyralis (common eastern firefly)
Lineage: Eukaryota; Metazoa; Arthropoda; Insecta; Coleoptera; Lampyridae
Product: zinc finger protein 257-like
Exons: 1
Coding region: 1-972 (323 amino acids)
Biological process (GO): regulation of transcription by RNA polymerase II
Cellular component (GO): nucleus
Molecular function (GO): RNA polymerase II transcription regulatory region sequence-specific DNA binding; DNA-binding transcription factor activity, RNA polymerase II-specific
Source: RefSeq, a predicted model, not a curated record